Molecule: messenger RNA, 1182 nt
Organism: Aspergillus niger
Lineage: Eukaryota; Fungi; Ascomycota; Eurotiomycetes; Eurotiales; Aspergillaceae
Exons: 2
Coding region: 1-1182 (393 amino acids)
Biological process (GO): maturation of SSU-rRNA from tricistronic rRNA transcript (SSU-rRNA, 5.8S rRNA, LSU-rRNA)
Cellular component (GO): Pwp2p-containing subcomplex of 90S preribosome; small-subunit processome
Molecular function (GO): snoRNA binding; protein binding
Source: RefSeq, a predicted model, not a curated record
AUGUCAGCCGCUACCGAUAAGGCACGCUUCUUUCUGGAGAAGUCGGUCCCUGAGCUCAAGGAGUUUGAGCGGAAGAAAAUCUUCUCCAAGGAGGAAAUUACAGCCAUCAUCAAGAAACGGUCCGAUUUUGAGCACAAGCUGAAUGCACGUGGCGCCCUGCCUGUUGACUUCGUCCGAUAUGCGCAAUACGAGAUGAACCUAGACACCCUGCGCCGGAAGAGGGUGAAGCGGUUGGGAAUCAGAUCGGCAGGAUACACUGGGCAAAGGCGCAUCUUCUUCAUCCUUGACCGCGCAACUCGCAAGUUUCAUGGUGAUGUGGGCUUGUGGGUGCAGUACCUCGAAUACGCGAAACAACAGAAAGCCUACAAAAAGGUCUCGACCAUCCUUACGGACGCCUUGCGGUUACAUCCCGCCAACGUCGACUUGUGGCUAUAUGCUGCGCAGUACUCUGUGGAUGAGCAUGCGGAUAUGACACAAUCUAGGGGUUACAUGCAGCGCGGUUUGCGCUUCUGCAAAAGCUCCAAGAAGCUGUGGCUCCACUAUGCCAAACUGGAAUUGAUAUAUAUCGCCAAGCUGGUUGCUCGACAGCGGAUCUUGGGUCUCGAUAAGCCGAUCGAAGCCCCGAAGCCAGCGCAGGAGGACGAUUUAGAUGCCGACAUGAUUGCUAUGCCCAAGAUCACUGGAGAAGAUAUCAACCCCGGCGCUGGAGAGGAUGGCGGUGUGGAUCAAGUGGCUUUGGACAACCUUGCCAACACCCCAGCCCUGAGUGGUGCUAUCCCUCUCGCCAUCUUCGAUACGGCCAUGAAGAACUUCGAAAAUGACGACCGUUUCGGUCAUGAGUUCUACGAUAUGGCGGUCGAGUUCGACGACCUGCCCUGUCUGCACAAAAUUCUCGGCCAUGUGGUCGACGUGAUGCAGCAGACCAAGCCAAACAGUCCUCAUACGCAAAUUUGCUACAUCAAAUUCCCCACCGCUGGACUCCGGGUUACUUCACCCGAAUUCCCACGUGCGUUUAGUGCGUCAUUUGCCCGUCUCAAGGAGUACCGGAAUAACCCCAACGUCGCCAAGGAGAUCGUCAGCUGGCUACAGCCCCUUGAGAAGACAGAAGGCGUGGAUGCCUCCCUCCAAAAGGCGAUUUCGGCCACUAUCCGUAAUGCGGAACGCACUGUACAGGAAGCAUAG